Molecule: messenger RNA, 915 nt
Organism: Drosophila obscura
Lineage: Eukaryota; Metazoa; Arthropoda; Insecta; Diptera; Drosophilidae
Exons: 1
Coding region: 66-806 (246 amino acids)
Source: RefSeq, a predicted model, not a curated record
UCAGCCCUGUUGAUGUUUGUGCCGUUUCGAUUUAAAAAUCUAUCUAAAUUUAAAAUUUAACAAAAAUGGGCAGAAAGAACGACAGCUGGAAGAAAUUAUACUUUCGACUGAUACGAGAGCACUACUAUGAGCAGCGGAAAGUGCAGACCAUACGACAUCAGCUGCGUCGCUACCAGACCCAUCGCGUUCGUAUUCAGACGGACCUCCAGCAAGAGGCCGAGCAUCUUAGCGAGCAGAUGGAAACGAUGGACUACAUACGACAAGAACUGGACCGCCUUGAGCGCACCAAGCACAGGAUGACGCCAAAGAAUAGGCAGCGAGUGUCGGCCCUGCAGAAGAAGCUGCCCGUCGACUCGCUGGAGGAGCGGGUGAAAAUAAUGGAGAUAUCGGAGCUGUCAAGGUCCUGGCCCAUGGCCCAGCCAGAGUUGGAGCGGCGACUGGUAAAGAUAAACGCCGAUAAGCGAGCGAUUAGGCGGAUCAAUAAAAAGACAAUGGCCACCAUAGAGGAUAUACGCUGCCUUGAGACCAUAGGCAAACAUCUCCGCAAGGGCAAUUGCACCCGCAUCGAGAUUAGACCCUAUGUGGAUCAUAGCAACUGGUUGGAGCCAACAAAGGCAGCCGUCAAUGCGGAGGAUGUGAAGGCCACCAUUGUCUUGGAUCACCUGCACAAGGUGCGCAAGGGAAAGAGCAAGGGCAGGGGCAGGCGCUUGACGCGGGAACAGAUCGAGGUGCAUCCCCGAAGUAUUCUGCUCAAAUUGACCGAUCUAAUGCCCGAUAUGUAUCACUAUCUUGAUCGGGGCAAAUAAUUUAUUAAGCAAGAAUUAGUCUACUUAUAGAAAAUAUGCUCUAAAAUCCUGUUUCAGCUUCCGUUUCGGUAUAUACAAUUUACAAUAACAACUAAAAUCAUUGAUCAUU